AUGAUGCAGGACUCGGCGGCCGCAGCCCCAUUCCAAGCGGCGGCCACGAAGUCUCAGAUUCCGGAACCUGAGGAGAAGCUGCGAUGCCCAAGGUGCGACUCCACCAACACCAAGUUCUGCUACUACAACAACUACAACCUCUCCCAGCCGCGCCACUUCUGCAAGAGCUGCCGCCGCUACUGGACCAAAGGCGGCGCCCUUCGGAACGUUCCCAUCGGCGGUGGCACCCGCAAGAGCUCCAAGCGCUCCAAAACCUCCUCCUCCUCCUCUUCUGCUUCCAGUUCCAAGAGCUCCAGUCCCCCUAAACCCGGCCUUUCCCCGUCUGGACACGCACAACCUGAGGCCAUCUCCGUUAUGCUCCCACCCCUCGACGCGGACUACCGAUUGCUCGAUACCAGUGGAAGUUUCAUCUCGCUUUUGGCAUCGAGUGGACACUUCGGAGGCCUCUUGAAUAGCUUCCUUCCGGGGGAUGGCGCCUCUGCUGCGGUGCGGAAUCCCAGUACUGUGAGCAGUUCAGGCGUCGAUGGCCAUGAAUGGGAAUUACAGAACUUCACUGGCAGCAGUGGCUAUGAGAGCAUAGCUGCGACAUUGUCAACUGAGAACUUGAGCUUGCAAGUUGAUUCUGAAUGCUGGGCUGGAGCAUGGCCUGAUCUCUCCAUCUACAAUCCAGGCUCAAAUUUCCUCUGAAAAGAUCACCUUAAAGCCUUGUAGCAAUGUAUUAUUAAUAGGAAGGUGGAACUGAAAAAGAUCACCUUUUUAUUCUUCUUCUUCCUUGUCACAGGUAACUGAACUGCUUAUGAUACAUAUCAUGCUUAAUGGUAUAGUUAGCAUAUAGUUUUUUAGAA
Molecule: messenger RNA, 845 nt
Organism: Musa acuminata AAA Group (dessert banana)
Lineage: Eukaryota; Viridiplantae; Streptophyta; Magnoliopsida; Zingiberales; Musaceae
Product: dof zinc finger protein DOF1.7-like
Exons: 1
Coding region: 1-687 (228 amino acids)
Biological process (GO): regulation of DNA-templated transcription
Molecular function (GO): DNA binding; DNA-binding transcription factor activity
Source: RefSeq, a predicted model, not a curated record